Plutella xylostella (diamondback moth) is the source of this 2095-nucleotide messenger RNA. NCBI's taxonomy places the organism in Eukaryota, Metazoa, Arthropoda, Insecta, Lepidoptera, Plutellidae. The record is from RefSeq and is a predicted model, not a curated record.
ACUUGUAGGUAUGUAUGUAAACGUCAACGUAUGUUAUGACUGUGUGUGUGAUGUUUCCAAUUUUCAAUAUGAAUAAUGGCGGACAGUGCUAAAACGUAGGAUCUUUCUACGUUUGUGAAUGUUUAAUUAGUGAAAUAACGUGAAUGUAAUCAUCCAAAAUUAAGUCCCUCCAAAGAGUGAGUCGGGGUGGGCGGAAAAGAGCGAUGGCGGAGAGUAGGAGUUCGGACAAUGUCGUGAUGCCGGACAUUUCCGAAGGCGAGGGGCUGUCGGCCGCGAGCGAGCACGACGCCGAGCGCGGCGACGGCGCCGCUCUGGCCAGCGGCAUCAAGAGCGCGCGCCUCUCCAGCGACUCCAACGGCGUGGUGGCGGUGCCCGUGUCGCUGCCCGUCGGCACGCUCAUCGCCGGGACCACCUUCAACGUCAUCACGUCCGACCAGCUGCCGCACUUCAAGCCGAUGCUGUGCGUGGACAACGGGUUCAUCACGGGCUCGCCGGUGAACGACGAGAUGAAGGCGACUCACAUCGUGAUCCAGAACCCGUCCCCGCCGGGCCGCGGCGGCGGCGGCGGUGGCGGCGGCGGGGAGGGUGCCAUGAGCGCGCGCACGUGGGAGGAGACGGCCAGCAUGCCGGUGCUGCCCGUGCGCUGCAAGAACACCUCCGCAGAGCUGCACAAGAUGCGCUUCGGCUCGGGCGGGCGCGGCCGCUGCAUCAAGUAUGGGCUGGAGUGGUACACGCCGAGCGAAUUCGAGGCGCUGUGUGGCCGCGCCUCCAGCAAGGACUGGAAGCGCUCCAUCCGCUUCGGCGGCCGCAGUAUCCAGGCGCUCAUCGACGAAGGCAUCCUCACCCCGCAUGCCACCAGCUGCACCUGCGGGGCCUGCUGUGACGACCAGUCAGUCGAUGAUACACUUUCAGCAAUGGGCCCUGUGAGAUUGUUUACUCCUUACAAAAGACGGAGACGCACCCCACAAGAUAUGGAGGAGAAGAAGCAAUCUAAAAUAAAGAGAGAUUCUAGUAUUGGGGAGAGUGAGGUGGACAACAUCCAUCAGACAAGCAACAAUAGUCAUUCCAAGGAGGCGUGGCAGACGCUGGCCGAGGGGCUGGACACCACCACCGACUACCACUUGUUGGAGGCCACUGACACUCCUCCGGACCCUUCCUCAGUGAUCCCCGAGAUGGGCGGCGUGCUGAAGCGUCUCGACGACAUCAGCCAGACGUUACUGCGCGUGGCCGGAGAGCUCAAGCAGUGCGUCGAAGACGUGAGGGUCGUGAGCGCGAGACAGGUGGAGCGGCUGGAGCAGGAGCGCGCGGCGGCUCUACUGGCGGCCAGCGUGGACGCGCAAGUGGACGCCGAGCACGCCUCGCUACACAACAUGGAAGACGCCGAGCCGAAGAAGGUGUUGCAGUGUGCGAACUGCAACCGCGAGGCGUCGGCCGAGUGCUCGCUCUGUCGUCGGACGCCCUACUGCUCCACGUACUGCCAGAAGAAGGACUGGGCGUCCCACCAGAUCGAGUGUCUCCGGUCCGUGCCGUCGAUACACGCGGAGCCGCAGCAGCACCAGAGCAUCAUGUUCAUUGUGGAGAGCCAGCACCAGUAGUCAGGUGCAUUGGCUGCUAACUUAUCAACCAAAAAUAUUAUAUUAAGAGGCACUUAAGUACCACCACUUGAGUACGCUCCUUACAUCUAAUGUAAGUUGUAAAUAAUUUAAUUUAAAACCUUCCUUAUAACGUUUAUCAAGUUCCACUUUUAAUUAGGCAUUUCCUAAAUGUUGAGUAGGUAAGAAGUAUGAUAGUGUUAAUAAUGUUAUGUUGUUGGUCCUUUAUUUUGUGUUAUUUCGGUUCUAUUAUCGCGUGGUGCAUUAUUUUACGCACACGCGCACAUAUUCACAUAGCUUCAGUAACUAGGUUGUAUUGUACACUUUGGUACCCUCCAAACAAACUGCUUUUUCCAACAGUGACGGUUUGUGAGUUUGAUAAGCAAGGUUAAUUACAAGCAAUUACAAGUGUAUAACUAUGGUUCGCGCCACCACUGAAGUCCGAUAGACGUGAGGCACGCGCGUAAUGUUUACGUACGCAAAAGUGUCACUGCAUGUCAGAU